This is a messenger RNA of Polychytrium aggregatum, 811 nucleotides long. RefSeq lists its product as uncharacterized. Bases 30 to 497 code for a protein of 155 amino acids. Lineage: Eukaryota; Fungi; Chytridiomycota; Chytridiomycetes; Polychytriales. The record is from RefSeq and is a predicted model, not a curated record. Gene Ontology annotation, molecular function: protein binding. The transcript has 2 exons.
ACAAGGUCCUCAAGCCCAUCGCCACCCACAUGGUGGGAUGGAUGCACUACCUCGGCCGCGGCACUCCUCUUGACAAACAAAAGGGCACCAAGAUCAUCCGCGAUAAUCAAUCGGAUGAGUUCAAGCUCGGAGAGGGCGAAUGCCUGGCAUGGUGGGGAUACGAAUGCAAAUCCGAUUCACCCGCAGCUUGCAAGUUCUUCGAUUUGUGCCAGCUGGGAUCAGAUCGCGACUGGCUGUGCAGAUACCUCAUGGCCGUGUGCGUAUUCCUUGGAUUUGGAACAGCAGAAGACCGAGCCAUGGCAGUGGGUAUAAUUGAGCAACUCGCUAAAGGCAGCCAAAGCGACUGCCAGUUCACAAUUGGAAGGUGUUUCUUCUAUGGCUGGGAUGUACCGGAAGACUACAAAAAGGCCAUCGAGUGGUUCAGAAAGUCGGCCGACCAAGGCAAUUCGUAUGUCGGCCGAGCAGGGCAAUCGAUACGGGCAGUUUUGGCUCGGUAACUGCUUCCAAUUUGGCCGGGGUGUCCCCAAGAACAUCGACACCGCUGUCGGCUGGUAUCGCAAGUCCGCAGACCAGGGAAACCGAGAUUCCAUCAACAUCCUCAAAUCCCUCGGCAAGUGGGCCUGAUCCCCCGAGUAUCAUUCCCAAGCAACCAAGUCCCACAUCCAACAACAAGCAGUCAAGCAAACCACGCCACUCACCCACCUCAAACAUCAUGACACCAAAAAGUGGACUUGCAGAGUGGUUCCGAUCAAUCGAUAUUGGUCGAGUGAUCUUGUAUUUUACAUUCAAUAUACCAGUGUUCCCCCACGAA